This is a messenger RNA of Ilyonectria robusta, 2608 nucleotides long. RefSeq lists its product as uncharacterized. The coding region runs from base 314 to 2608 and encodes 764 amino acids. Lineage: Eukaryota; Fungi; Ascomycota; Sordariomycetes; Hypocreales; Nectriaceae. The transcript has 5 exons. The record is from RefSeq and is a predicted model, not a curated record.
GGUCGUCAUAGCGAACGCGUGCGAAGCACAACCACCCGAGUCGACUCUCCAACCUUCAACACCUUCAACACCACCACCGUGAUUCCGCAAACAGUUCCUUCGAGCACCGACCUGCGCCCAAUUACCAUUGUCUCAAUCUCGCCUUGCCACACUUCCAGCUUCGGAUCUACAACCGCCUUGCUCUCUGCGCCGCAGCCUCCCUCCCCCAUCCACUCGACCCUUCAGUCCACUCCCACGACUCCCCGAUCGUCAUACCAAUCCCCAAAGCGCCUUGGCAGCUGUCGAUGGUCUACCGCAGGCCCCUUCUUUCAUCAUGACCGGGCGCAGUCGCCGGGCGUCCACGUCCAGCGUCGAGACGGUAGAUGAGAACCAGAUCCUUUGGCGCCAGGAAACGUCCGUCCUCAAGUCGGUCCCCAAGCUGAGCGACAGUAACAACUGGCCCAUAUUCGAGCUCCGAGACACCGUUAUCCUCAACAAGGACGGCCAUACCGUCGAGAAUGCGCUGCAUGUCGGCACUAGAGGGCCUUUCAUCGUCCGUGGGACUCUCAUCAUCGAUGACCCCUCCCAGAAACGGCAUCUCAUCAUGAGAGUCCGACAAUCUGUACCUAUCGAGGUUCGACAAAGCAUAUCCUACUCAAUAGGCGAGGCAGAAGAUGGCCAACCCUUGAUCUGGGUUUCUGGCAAGGGCGGCUGGUACGAGAUCUUCCCUUCGCCUACCUACCUCCCCAUCUACAACAAGAUGUGCGAGGCUGCCAUACUAUACUAUCGCAUCAUGGAUAUCUAUAAGACUCAAAAGCCCAAGAAGCCUAAGAAGGGUAGGCGCCCUGAUCCUAUGAUUGAACUCUCCCAACUAUUCCAUCAGUACGCCGCCAAGGUUGGCGACGGUUCCACUCUAGAUGAAGUCAUCGAGCGAUGUAUGGAGCAUGCGCCUUUCUUAAUUUCUCAGUUCACUCAAGAAGACCCGGCUGAGUUCGAUUGGAGGCCUACUCUGUUCUACAAGUGGUUGACUAACAAGCAUGCGGAUCUCCUAGCAAAGGCCCACGAGAGACUGGUAAAUCCGCCAAAACUCCCCCGAUCUCCCUCUACCGAGAUCGUUCCUUCUCCAGUCACCUUACCUUCGAGGACUCGCACUGGCUCCUCUGUCCCUGCCGUUAUACGCAGCCAACCUCCGCUUCAAGUUGAAGCCAAGACUAGUACUCCUCGGGAACGAUCAACAAGGUCACAUUCAGCUACUCAAAAAGACGAUGAAGCUGUGGUGGAGACGACCCGGCCGCAGCCCGCCAGAGUAAGCUCUGUUGUCGAGACUCCGGAUGUUACCCCUGCUGUUGCCAGUCCUGCCGUCACUAGUCCUGCAGUUGGAUCACCAGCUCCUGGGACACCAACUCCGUGGGAUGACAGCCUGACACCUUUCGAAACCGUUUUGAAAGCGCUCGAGCAAGCGUAUACAAUACUCGACAAAUCCCGCCAGGGAAUGACUGUCCUGAGCACCCUCAACAAAAUCUACUUUCUCUACAAGUUCCCUAAUUAUAGAGAGGGCGGAGCAGGGUCCCAUAAGAUUCCCGUGGAGGAGGUCCUUCAAUACAACGCCGAGGAGCUCUUGCAGGCUAUUGACGAGCACAAGUACAGCAAGUAUGAGAUCUACUCAUGGCUUCAGGAAGCGACCAAGAGGGAGUUCAAGCCAAUUGCCAUCAAAUCCUCGGACUUCCCAUAUCGACUCGUCCCUCGUGGAACGCGUCCCCCCCGCGCACCCAAAAUCCCAGAACAACCACCAGCUGUCCAAUUCGGCGGUGUUGCUUCUCAGGGCCUCGACGACGAUGUGUCGAGUACCAAUUCUGGACCCUCGUCCCGAGCCGGCAAAGGACCCAGAGAACGCCGGUCUGGAAAGAAGUCAAACCUUCGCCUGGCCACCCGAUCGAAAAAGCGGCUUCACUCUGAACUUGAUUACGAUUCAGAGUCGGAAGAGUCCGGACCGAAGAAGUCUCACUAUUUCGAUGAAAUGGAUGCCGCAGGGAACACUAGCGCCCCUGAAGACGAAGAUGCCCACCUCUCUGAUCAAGAACCGAUCAAGAUCCUCAUCCGAGCCGACAAGAUCCCUUCUACUGUUCCUCAUGGCCCCCAUGGAACCUGGACCUGCGAAGAGGAAGACUGCGGCUAUGUCGUCCGUGGCGGCGAUGAGGAGGAAUGCCAGCAGCGCAUCAGGGAUCAUUUCAAGGUCCAUGAACAGCAAGCAAAGAUGGUCAGCCUCGCCAUGUCUGAGAGCCGUGGUCAACUACCCAUCAAGUACGCAUACUUUCCCCCUUUUCUCAUUCUCGUCGAAUUACAUUCUCCCCCUCCUCCCCCUUCUACUGCCAUUCUUAUUCCCACUGCUACUACUACUAUCACUACCGCCGUCACGAAACCCCCCUCAGUUCAGGACACAUUAUCAUCAAAACUCACCAGCCACCCGCCCAACUCGACAGUGUCGACACGGCGCAGCUUUCGCUCUCUUGUCGGCCAUCAUCUCAUCGACAAGCUCAAGAGUAUGGGCGAAAGGUCCCAGCGUGACGAGCAGAUCGAGGCCAAUGGCACUGUGCUCCCGCAACACAUCAAACGCAACUUGUAUGUCUGA